Messenger RNA from Condylura cristata (star-nosed mole), 8989 nucleotides. It is a transcript of the gene CRYBG3, whose product is annotated as beta-gamma crystallin domain containing 3. The record is from RefSeq and is a predicted model, not a curated record. NCBI's taxonomy places the organism in Eukaryota, Metazoa, Chordata, Mammalia, Eulipotyphla, Talpidae. Gene Ontology annotation, molecular function: structural constituent of eye lens. The coding region runs from base 1 to 8730 and encodes 2909 amino acids. Gene Ontology annotation, biological process: lens development in camera-type eye; visual perception. The transcript has 22 exons.
AUGUCUGGCGCUCGGAGGAGGGGCGGCGCCCCUUGGCACAGUUUCUCUCGGUUCUUCGCUCCCCGAAGCCCUUCGCGGGACAAGGAAGAGGAAGAGGAGGAGAGGCCCAGGACCAGCCCGCCGCCCGCUCCGGCUCGGGGCGCUGCCAGUGUUGAAAAUGAGCCUGUGAGCACAAGUCAGAAAAAGGAAAAUGUGCUUUCAUCAGACGCUGUAAAGUUUUCCCAAAGUGAAGACAGAAGAAACCAUGCUGAGAAGCUAAUCACUCCUCCAAAGCAGGAAGAUUCCAAAAAGUCAAAUGACCUUCCAAGUUCCACCUCAGACCUCAAGAUAGGAGAAAGCGAUCGCCAGCCAAAAGAAAGCUUUUUUCAGUUUCUUGGAAACUUAUUCAAUAUCUCAGGCAGAACAUCCCUUGGUGAAACUAAGCAGUCUUCUUUCAAAGAUGACCAAGACAAAACUGAGAGAGAUUUGCAGAGUCCCGGUGACCAUCCUGGGGAGGGCACCAAGCAGGAGAGGGAUGUCUUUUGCGACUCCCCGGGAACCCAGGCACUUCCAGUGGAAGAACAAGAGUCCACCUCCACGGAACUCUCUGAAGCCUUUUCUUUGGAUACUACACAAGACAGUGAGCAAGAAAUCGGUGAUGUGCCAAAACAAACAGAUGAUAAGCUAGAGAGGCCUUCAGUAACAUAUGCAACGUAUCGAGGCCCCAGACAGAUUAAGAAAUAUUUGAAACAACAAACUGCAUUAGAAGUUGUGGCUCCCUUGGAUAGAGAAGAUGAAAGUUCUGAUUCUAGUACGAACACACAUAUUGGUCCCAGAAGUGAGAGUGAGACUGGGUUUGUGCCAGUGUUGUCAUCAGCUGACACAGCUAGAUCAGUGAAAGGACAUGUGCUGGACAGCCCCAUGGAAGACUUUGACUGUUGCAGAAUAAAUCUCAACACAGAGAGCCAUCAGACAGACAACUCAGAACUGCUCAAAACUGCUGCUUCUAAAGAAGUUUUAAAUAAAACUGAUUUUGAAGGACCUGAGAGAAAUAGGUCAUCCCCAUCUUUUGUGAUUCGCCCCAGCUCUGCAGCUAAAGAAUCUGACUCACAGCAUCAUUUAAGAUGUAUACCAGUUUCUCAAACUGACAGAACUAAGAUAUGUUCAGCACUGUUUGCCAGAAGUAACAGCAGCAUAGUUUCUUCCAGUCCAGAUUUUCAGUGGACAGGAGCAGCUGAGAUGGCAGUGAAAAAAAAGGACUUUGUGAUGAGUGACAAGACAUUGGGGCAAAGAGAAGAGGUUGCUGGAUUUGAAGAACCUAAUACUUCUGACUUCCUUUGUAGUAAACCUGAUGAAAGUGAUACUACUAAACAGGAAAGUAUGAAUUUGCCAAGUUCAAAUAAAUCAAUUAGGCAUGAAGGUCUGCAGUUGCCAGAGAGUAAGUGUUCUGACAAGCAGACAGUAAGUAACUCAUCAAAGCAGGCUGCCAGUCACACUAGCAUCAUUGCUCCUCAGAGACGUGCUGUGACAGACACAGAACUUGUAAAUGAAGGAAGUAGGUUGUCAGCCCAAGAUUCAGAGAAAAAUUUGGGUGUUAUGGAAAUCAGACAAGAAACAGAAACUGCCUCAAUUUGUGAACCCACAGCUUCGAGUCAUGUAAAAGCAACAAGAGACAAACUAGAGCCUUUUCCCAAAGAUAGUGAUCAGUUUGUAACAAAAGCCAAAAAGCUUGACUUAAGACCACAUGGCAAAAUGCCUCACAAUAUUAGACUAAAGCAAAAGGAUUUGGCCUCUGAAAAAUGGAUCCAUGAAUCAGAAGUUGUCACAUGCUUAGAAAGUAAAAGAGCACCUGAACUGAAUGUUCACCUUAAUAGAAAUCACAUUUCAGAAUCGCUUCCUGACUGUGAAAGUCAGCAGCAAGAAAAACUAUUACCAGAUGCCAGAAAGUCUCCUACCCUUGACUGUAAAAAAUCAAAUCUCAAUACUUCAUCUCCUACCUUUUCUUCUGGCGCUGACAUGAUAAGCAAGUUGGUUAAUCCUGUUUUAAAGAACGAAGAGUCCUCUGUGCUCAUUACAAGUGGAGAUGUGAGCAUUGUUGGUAUUGCCACGCAAUCUAACAAUUGUCAAAAAGAGAAUGUGGGAAGUCAUGUUGAGGUUGCAAGCAGCAAAAGUCCUCCCACUUGCCUUCACCGUGAGCUUGCACCUGCAGUUGAAUCCAAAGAAGUUCUUUCUGAGAGUCAAAAAUGUCACAUGCCUCUAGAUCUUGAAGCCAUUGACACCCUUCUAACUGGAGUGGACUCAAGAUUUGGGUCCACAUGCCUCUCUAAGGUUCACAGGUCCAUCUCACCCCAAGAUACUAAUAAAGCAGAGUCAGUGCUUUCAAAAACUGUAUCAAGUAAGAGCACUGCAGAGAAGUCUAAGUCUCUUUCCUUAAGAACCAAAACUGGUAAUGUUGCUACAAUUUUAUCACAAGCUGAGGUUGAUGUUCAGAGCAGUACUCUUGUUGAGUCUCAUUCUGGAAAAGAGAAAACAGUAGCCCUCUCCAAGUUAUCUGUGUCCCAGAAAGAGCCCAAAAACAUUAAACAGGAUAAAAUUUGUUCUCCGUGCAGAAUGACAGAUGUGCCAGCCAAGUUAAUUUUAUCAGAAUCAACUUCCCUAAAGGUUGAACAUGACAGAGCUGUUCAAUUAAUGGAUCAUAGUCAGGUUAAAGAGAAAUAUUCAGACUCUGGCCUUCUAGAGAAUUGCCAAACUGAGGUUUCUCUGUCUGCCACUAGCUAUCAAGGGAAACAGGGAACAGAAGUCAUAGAUAAUUCUCCUGAUUGUCCCCAAAGUAACACAUCUGAGAUUUUGCCUCCUGUUCAUGAUGAAAAAGUCACUGGUCAAAUGGCUAAGAAUUUUGAAGCCAGUGCUUGUCAACCUUCAGCUAUUUGUGGGACUAAAGAGAUUUCUGGUUUGUCAGAAAUGGCAGAACUCAGCUUAGUUAAUAUUUUCCCCAAAUUCCAAGAAACUGAUAUCACAAAAGUAAAUUCAUCUUUUCUGGGUUCCGAUAUCAGUAUGGAAAAAAAUACUUUUGCAUCUGAAGAGACAAGCUUUUCAAAUAUGCCUUCUGUUUUGACAUCAGGAAAGAUAGCCUCAUCUCACAGAGUGAAACAGAAUACUGAUUUCCUGAGUGGUGGUUUUGCUCGCUUGUCUUGCAGUAACUCUGAAGAAGUUAGCUCACCUACUCUCCCAAAUAGCUUUGGUCCUGUGCAAGUUACCGUAGCUGUCACACCUGAAGGUGCCACCUCAGCUAAUCUGGUGAACACUAACAACUCCUACUUGGAAUUUGAAACGUCUGUCCCCACAGGGGCAGAAGUGACCCUUUUGCAGGAACAUUUUGAGAAUCAUACUACAAAGGCAUCUCUUGAUUGCCCAACUGCUACCCAAUUUGAUAAUCCUGUGGAAGCAGUUGCUGGUGCUCCAGCGUCAGUUAACAGCUCAAGCCAGCAGUGUUCUGAAGCAUCUUCUGAGAGUGUAGAAGAAACCAGAAAGAGAGCGCAUGACCCACAUUUAGAUCUCCAAAGUGGUUUACAUAAAAAGGCUGAUAUAUUGAUUGGUGAGAUUUUUGAUUUUGUCAGGAAAGAACUAAACUCCAAACACACAGUUGGUACCUGCCAGGAGCCUGUAGUCAUAGAUAGCGUAAUGAAUCCAAGUGCUCUGAAAGAAGACAUCCUUGAGAAAAGCCCAUCAGAAAUGACACUGACAGGGGCCCAGCUGGCAGAGCAUUUGGAAAAGCAGGACAUGGACAUGCCACAAGCCAAAGGGGAAGAAAAGGCCAGUGUUUCACAUGCAGUUGGUGAGAAGAGUCUCCUUUUUGGUUCUGAUAGAAAGAGUGUGUCUCGUUUGGUAGAAGACCAAGCUAGGGAAUUAGUCAAUGAAAUUAUUUGUUCAGUACAAGAAAGUCUGAUAAGUGAUGUUUUUGAAGAUACUGAGGAUACCUGGCAUUCUGAACUUCAGGCUAGUACGUCAAAAAUUCUGAAUAGUGAUAGUGUUAACCCGUGUGAUAUAACAAGGAAAUUUUUGGUAUCAGAGCAGGCAGUAAAUGAAAGCACAUGUGAAGUAAGUGGGGAACUACUAGAUAAAUUCUUCUCUGUAAGUAACUUACUUAGUGGCACAGAGACAAUUAAAGGAAAAGAAGUUAUUCUCCAUCAAAAAUCUGCAUUAUCUGAAAAGGGAGCUAGACAGUCUGAUAGUGUAAGUUUGCAGGAAACAGAUACUGUUUUAUUAGCAGAAGACAUGCCCCAGAAUGAGUCAGAUGAAGUAAAAACACACUUAUUUCUCAAAGAGGACUAUAAAGAGAAAGUGGGAACAGAGUGCAUGGACAGUCACAAAACUGGGACAGAGGAUACAAGAACUGCUUUUUUAAAUUUCACAUGGCCUUCAUUUGCCAAUGAUGACCUACAUGUACCUGGGACAUCCAAAAGCAGUUUGUCUGAUAGCCACGUAUGUAUAUCUGAUAAAAAUUUCCCAGGUCACAUCAAUAAAAGCACACCCCUUGCCAUGUCAGAAGUAGGGAAGGUACACAAGAAAGAUACUGAAGUAAACAUGGGGAAAAUUGACCUUAUACCUUCCAUGUUAGAAAUGGGGAAAACAAUCAGAAAGGAUGCUGAACUGAAUGUCACAAAGAUUGAGCCAACAGCUGAUGUUUUUAAAAUGGGAGAAGCAUACCAAAGGGAUGCUGAGAGGUAUAUUGAAAAAACUGAAGGGCUACCUGUCAUUUUAGGAGUGGAAAAAGUUUAUAAGUUGAGGGAUAGUGAAGGAGAUAUUAGCAAAACUGAUGUGAUGCCUGUCAUCUCAGAAGUGAAAAGUAUCUAUCAGAAAGAUAAUGAGGGACUUACUGGAAAGACUGAAAUACUAUCUGUUACAUUAGAAAUGGACAGUAUUUACCAAAAGCAUGCUGAAGGGGAUGUUGGCAAGACCGUAGUAGCAUCAGUUACAUCAGAAAUGGAAAAUAUCUACCAAAAAGGGAUAGAGGAAAUUACUGAAAAGACUUUAGUGACACCUGUUACAUUAGAAAGGGAAAAUACUUACCAAAAGGAUGUUGAAGAGGUUAUGGACAAUAUGAAAGAGACUCCCAUUAUGUCAGAAGGGGCAAGUAUCUGCCAAGAAGCUUCUGAGGGGAUCACAGGACAGACUGAAAGACCUAUGUUGGAAAAGCAAAAUAUAUGCCAAAAGUUCAUUGACCAGGGUAUUGGGAACACUGAAAUGGUGCCUGUUGUGUCAAAAGUGAAAGAAGCAAAUACCAAGACAGCACCUGCCUCACAAGUAGAAAAAACCUUUGAGAUUGAUGCUGGAGAGACCGUUGGAACAGUUGUGCCUGUACCCUCUAUGCUAAAAAUAGAAAGAAUAGCCCCUGAAGAUUCUGAUGUGACUAUUGGGAAACAUGAGGUGGUAAACCUGCAGAAGACACAUGAAACCAGCCUGGGGUUGCCAGUUAUGCAAGCAGAGGGUAUGUCUUCCAUGUCCAAAAUGGAAAAGGCACCCCAAGUGUAUGAUGAAGAGAAUGCUGGAGAAAUGGAGGAAGAUUCCAUGGAAAUAAAAGAAGGCUUGAUAGCUCAUGACAAUAGGCUUGCUUCGUAUUUCAGGGGCUAUGAAUCACCUACAUUAAGUAAGGACUAUGAAGGUUACCCAGCCUUAGCAUUGCCAGAUUUUCAACCCCAGGAUAUGAGAGAAAAGCUCGACAAAAGCAAGUCUGUGACUGCAGUAGAUAAGAAAACAAAAGAUCUCGUUUUUAAUAAUGAAAAAGAACCCAACCUAGGGUUCACUUCUCAGGAUGAACAAGAAAAUUCUUCCUUUACUAUAUUAUAUGAAGAACCUCUUCAAGAGGAGGACAGGUGCAUUUUUACAGAAGUAAGAACACACUCUCUCCCGUUUCCUGAUACAGCCCCUGAAGACAUUCCUGUUUACGCAUGUGAAAGAUCUGAGAGUAGAACUGACCUCAUCCAUCAUUUUGAAAAGGAAGGUAAAUUAGGUGAGAUGUUUGAUAGUGAUAAUUCAGAAAUGUUCUUGUCAGUGGAAGCCAAAAGGUACAAAAUUUAUCCCUUAGCUUUGUCUCCCAUUUAUGAGGAUGAUAGCUCUCAGGAGGACGUCAUAUCCAGUGAGGUCUCACCUGGUCAUCAAGGCUCCACGAAAUCAAGAGAGAGUGCAAACCAGCCCUCUUCCAUUCUGUCACUUCUGCAGUCAGUGUCAGAGCGUUUAAAGAUGAAUUUUGAUGAUGACAGGCAGGAGGUAGGGGAAGAAGAGGAAGAUGAGGAAGAGGAGGAAUCAUUGCAUAUAGGAAGUCUGAGAGCUAGCCGGAAAGAAACUGUUACCUUCAAGCUGCCAGAUCCUUCUACUCCAUUUAACCCUGACGAUGUCGAGGAAAAGACUGAAAUUUCUAAAAAUUCAUGUGUAAUACCGAACGAACCUACUACCUCCAAUCUACACGUUGGUCUGUGGUCAGAAAAGAACACUUGUCUACAAAAAUCUGACCUGACUUCUAAACUGCAUUCGUCCUUAAAGAGUGCUUAUCAUCAGUAUUUGCAGACUUCUAAAACCCAUUCCUCUGAAAAAGGAGCUAGAUUUGGUGGGGUUUUUCAGGAACCAGUGUCAAAAUAUUUCCGUACUCAAGACAACUCAGGCAGAUUAAACCUGUUUACAGAGAAUGUUGACAGACAAACUCUGAGGUAUAACCCAAGACCUGGCAAGAUGGUUAUCUAUGAUGUCGAUGGAAGUAAAUAUAAACAAGAGAUCUACUGUAACAUUCCCGAUGCUACAUCAUGGUCCUUUCCAAAUGGGGUACUGAUAAAAGUUGUAAGGGGCUGUUGGAUUUUAUAUGAGAAACCACAUUUCCAAGGUCAGAAAUGUGUGUUAGAAGAAGGAGAAAAGGUGUUAAAUCGGGACUGGAUCCUUCAGAACAGAAAGCACCCACAAAGAAACUUUGUAUUGGGCUCUAUCAAGCGUGUUUUAAAGGACUGCAGCAUUCCUGAGAUAGUACUUUGUGCACAGUCUGAUUCAGCUUGUUGCCCUGUCUACAUCCAGCGAGCAGUCCCCAAUUUGGAAGAGUUGAAUAUCCCCAAAUCUGUGUCCUUUACUGUGAAGUCUGGAGUUUGGCUUGCCUACCCAGAUAUUAAUUUUAAGGGACAAGCUACCAUUUUAGAGGAAGACCAAGGACUUUUUGAUAUUUCUGCAGCGGAAAUGAAAUCAUUGCGUCCACUUCAAGUGGGUGGAUUGAAAGUGGAAAUGCCUAUGAACUUAAAAGUUAUUAUUUAUGAAAAAACUCACUUCCGUGGACAGGCAAGAGAGUUUAGUGAACAUAUAGACUCUGUCCCUAAUUUUCUAAAAAAUGAAUUGGACUUUUGUGGAAUUGGAUCAAUUCGUGUCAUCGGUGGAGUGUGGGUUGCCUAUGAGAAAGAACAUUUUAAAGGCCAGCAGUUCUUGCUUGAAGAAGGCGAUUUUGAAGACAGUAAUGCCUGUGGGGCAUUAAGUGGUCCCAUCUUGUCUUUCCGGUACUUACAAGCUAAUUUUAUAGAAUCUUCUGUCACACUCUUUGAAUCUGACCUAGAAAGUGGGAAGUUUAUUGACAUUACCAAUCAGGAAGUUUCUGACUUAGAAGAAAUUGGCUUUGGCAGUGAAACAGGAUCCAUUCACGUUAAAAGUGGAGUAUGGGUUGCCUACCAGCAGAAGUUCUUCUGUGGAGAACAGUACAUUUUAGAGAAAGGGAAAUACAAGUGCUUUUUUGAUUGGGGAGGUUCAAACAAUAUAAUCAUGUCAAUACGACCUAUCCAACUGGAACCACUCGGGAUAAAUGAGCCUCCACAUUUGCUCAAAGCAUUCAAUAAACCAGGAUUCCAAGGUGAAUGUGUGGAUUUCACAAAAGAAAUUUUGGAUUUGACUUCAUUCACACCAUAUUCUUUUAAAGUUCUUCGGGGUUGCUGGCUCCUGUAUUACCAAGAAGAAGGUUCUGAUAAUCAGUGUGUAUUAGAAGAAGGCCUCUAUGCUGAUCUUACUUCCUGUGGCUGCCCAGCAUCUAGAGUCACAUCCCUCAAGCCCAUUGACCACGUUUUUGAAGAACCCUCCAUCAGCCUUUUUGCUUUGGAACAUUGUGAGGGAAGAGAGUUACACCUAGAAGAGGCUGUGAACUCUGUUCUGAACAAGGACCUGCACUUCUACACACAGUCUGUGUGGGUGAAAAGUGGACUAUGGAUAGCUUAUGAGGGAUCCAAUUUCUUGGGACGACAAAUACUACUUGAGCCCAAUGAGAUCCCAAAUUGGACAGCAUUCAGUGGAUGGAAAACCAUUGGUUCACUCCGCCCUAUGAAGCAGCCUGCAGUGUACAUCAGAAUAAAGAACCGAGCCCAGGAUGAGUAUCUGACCGUCACUGGAAAUACUGCUGACACCAGGGCUUCGUCCGUGUGCAUUUCUCCCUACAGUGGAAAGAACAAUCAGAUCUGGCACUACUGCCGGGGACUCUUUAAAUCCAAGGCCAGUGAUACAUGUCUCGAUGUGAUUGGUGGCCGGGAUACACCCGGGGCUAAAGUGGCCUUGUGGACUGAGCAUGGGCAGUUCAGGCAGAAGUGGAGACUGAACAGAAAUGGAACCAUCAGCUCUUAUCUCAGUGAUCAACUGGUCCUUGAUGUUAAAGGAGGAAAUUAUUAUGACAAGACUCAUGUUAUUGUAAAUCAGCCCCUGGAGGGAGAAGAUACACAGAAAUGGGACAUUGAAAUAUUAUGAGAAUCCACAAUCUCUCUAGAAAGAGCAAAGGAAGGAAAUUUGUUUCAUGGGAAGGAAGCCUCUUGUCCUCACACUCCUGGAUCACUGAGUGGAAUGAACUUUGUCCCCAAGACUAUCUGUUAUUUAUCCAGUGAAGACUACAUUAUGAUUUCUGGGAGAAAGGUUCUGUUCCUCCUGGAUCUCCAGUUUUGGUGAGCGUUUCAUGAGGCUGUUUUUUUUUCCUUUCUGUCCAUCAAACAUGAAUCCUAGUAGUGACAGC